AUGGUGCUCAGUCUGAAUGUUAUUCUGUUCCUAACUUUGCAUCUUUUGCCUGGAAUGAAAAGUUCAAUGGUAAAUUUGAUUAACAAUGGGUAUGAUGGCAUUGUCAUUGCAAUUAACCCCAGUGUGCCAGAAGAUGAAAAACUCAUUGAAAACAUAAAGGAAAUGGUAACUGAAGCUUCUACUUACCUGUUUCAUGCCACCAAACGAAGAGUUUAUUUCAGGAAUGUGAGAAUUUUAAUUCCAAUGACCUGGAAAUCAAAAUCUGAGUACUUCAUACCAAAACAAGAAUCAUAUGAUCAGGCAGAUGUCAUAGUUGCUAACCCUUAUCUAAUACAUGGAGAUGAUCCCUAUACACUUCAAUAUGGAAGGUGUGGAGAAAAAGGAAAAUAUAUACAUUUUACUCCAAACUUCAUGUUGACCAAUAAUUUCCGCAUCUAUGGGUCCCGAGGCAGAGUAUUUGUCCAUGAGUGGGCCCAUCUCCGCUGGGGAAUAUUUGAUGAGUAUAACAUGGACCGGCCAUUCUAUAUUUCCAGAAAGAACACUAUGGAAGCAACAAGAUGUUCGACUCAUAUUACUGGUACUAAUGUGGUUUUCAAGAAAUGCCAGGGAGGCAGCUGUAUAACAAGGCCAUGCAGACGUGACUCACAGACAGGGCUGUAUGAAGCAAAAUGUACAUUCAUCCCAGAAAAAUCCCAGACUGCAAAGGAGUCCAUCAUGUUUAUGCAAAAUCUCCAUUCUGUGACUGAAUUUUGUACAGAAGAAACACACAAUACAGAAGCUCCAAACCUACAAAACAAAAUGUGCAAUGGCAAAAGUACAUGGGAUGUAAUCAUGAACUCUGUUGACUUUCAGAAUACAUCUCCCAUGACAGAAAUGAAUCCACCAGCUCAUCCUACAUUUUCAUUGCUCAUGUCCAAACAGCGGGUAGUCUGUUUGGUACUUGAUAAAUCUGGAAGCAUGUCCUCAGAAGACCGUCUCUUUCGAAUGAAUCAAGCAGCAGAACUAUACUUGAUUCAAGUUAUUGAAAAGGGAUCUUUUGUUGGGAUGGUUACAUUUGACAGUGUUGCUAAAAUCCAAAAUCAUCUAACAAGAAUAACUGAUGAUAAUGCUUACCAAAAGAUCACUGCAAAUCUGCCUCAAGAAGCUAAUGGUGGAACUUCAAUUUGUAGGGGGCUCAAAGCAGGAUUCCAGGCAAUUAUCCACAGUAACCAGAGUACUUCUGGUUCUGAAAUCAUACUAUUAACUGAUGGGGAAGAUAAAGAAAUAAAUUUAUGCUUUGAGGAUGUAAAACAAAGUGGUGUGAUCAUCCACACCAUUGCUCUGGGACCUUCUGCUGCCAAAGAACUGGAGACACUGUCAACUAUGACAGGAGGAUAUCGGUUUUUUGCCAAUAGAGACAUAAACGGCCUUACUAAUGCUUUCAGUAGAAUUUCAUCUAGAAGUGGAAGCAUCACUCAGCAGGCUAUUCAGUUGGAAAGCAAAGCCUUGAAAAUUACAGGAAGGAAAAGAGUAAAUGGCACAGUGCCCAUAGACAGUACAAUUGGAAAUGACACUUUCUUUGUUGUCACAUGGACAAUACAAAAGCCAGAAAUUGUUCUCCAAGAUCCAAAAGGAAAGAAAUAUAAAACCUCGGAUUUCAAAGAAGAUAAGUUAAAUAUUCGGUCUGCUCGUCUGCGAAUACCCGGCAUUGCAGAGACAGGUACUUGGACUUACAGCCUUCUAAAUAAUCAUGUCAGCCCUCAAAUGCUAACAGUGACAGUGACCACUCGAGCAAGAAGUCCUACUACACCCCCAGUAACUGCAACUGCUCACAUGAGUCAAAAUACAGCACAUUACCCUAGCCCAGUGAUUGUUUAUGCACAAGUCAGUCAAGGGUUUUUGCCUGUACUGGGAAUCAAUGUAACUGCCAUUAUAGAAACUGAAGAUGGACAUCAAGUAACAUUGGAGCUCUGGGACAAUGGUGCAGGUGCUGAUACUGUCAAGAAUGAUGGCAUCUACUCAAGAUAUUUUACAGAUUACUAUGAAGAUGGUAGAUACAGUUUAAAAGUACAUGCGUGGGCAAGAAACAACAUGGCUAGGCUAAAUUUAAGACAACAGAACAAAGCUCUGUAUGUUCCAGGCUAUGUUGAAAAUGGUAAAAUUAUACUGAACCCACCCAGACCUGAAGUCAAAGAUGACCUGGCAAAAGUUAAAAUAGAAGACUUUAGCAGACUAACCUCUGGAGGGUCAUUUACUGUAUCAGGAGCUCCUCCUCCUCCUGGUAAUCACCCUUCUGUGCUCCCACCCAGUAAAAUUACAGAUCUUAAGGCUAAGUUCAAAGAAGAUUAUAUUCAACUUUCAUGGACAGCCCCUGGCAAUGUCCUAGAUAAAGGAAAAGCUAACAGCUACGUUAUAAGAAUAAGUAAGAGUUUCAUGGAUCUCCAAGAAGAUUUUGACAAUGCGACUUUAGUGAAUACUUCUAAUCUAAUACCUAAGGAGGCCGGCUCAAAAGAAAAUUUUGAAUUUAAGCCAGAACCUUUUAGAAUAGAAAAUGGCACCAAAUUCUAUAUUGCAGUCCAAGCCAUCAAUAAAGCCAAUCUCAUCUCAGAGGUUUCUCACAUUGUACAAGCAGUCAAGUUUAUUCCUCUACCAGAAGACAGUUUGUUUAUUCCUCAAACAUAUCCCAGCCCUGGUGAAAGUCACUCAAAUCCCAGAGUUAACAUUUCUACUUUGAUGUUAUCAGUGGUUGGAUCUAUUGUAAUUGUUAGUGUUUUUUUAAGUGCCAUUAUUUGUAUUUUAAAGAAGAAAAGGAAUGCAAUUAGAUCAAGGACUGGAUUUUAA
Molecule: messenger RNA, 2820 nt
Organism: Rangifer tarandus platyrhynchus (Svalbard reindeer)
Lineage: Eukaryota; Metazoa; Chordata; Mammalia; Artiodactyla; Cervidae
Source: the annotation of a GenBank genome assembly